Messenger RNA from Dreissena polymorpha, 884 nucleotides. Its product is annotated as protein FMC1 homolog. The transcript is spliced from 3 exons. Gene Ontology annotation, cellular component: mitochondrion. The record is from RefSeq and is a predicted model, not a curated record. Lineage: Eukaryota; Metazoa; Mollusca; Bivalvia; Myida; Dreissenidae. Bases 54 to 371 code for a protein of 105 amino acids.
AAACACUUCUGUGAUUUCGAUUUUUGGGACAACUCGGUCAUAACCUAGGCAAUAUGGCUGCGCCCAGAGAAAUAUUGUCCUUGUAUCGGACUUUGUUACGGGAGUUGCGUUUGGUACACCCCGAGGGACAGCACAAAACUUCUCCUGCAUACAGAUAUUUAAAGGGAAAAUUUCGGGAGAAUAUGAAAACUUCAGAGCAGCUUUGUCGCAGUCAUAUAGAGAUGGCUCAUUACGCUCGCACCUACGUCUGUCUCUUACAGAGUGUGCAGAAACAUAACGAACUUCACGCCAUGUUCAAGGGCGGUGGUGAACGCAGUACCGAGUCUACAGCCAAUCUCGUUGGUCUGGCGCUGCCAAAGAGGGAGACCUGACCUUGACCUUGGCUGGGAAUAGAACUUGAGCUUUAAGAAAGACGUUGAGCGUUAUUGGAGAAUCAAACUGAAGCUUAAAAGUCUGGGAAAUGAACUUAAGCUUACAUGUCUGUGAAAUGAACUUAAGCUUACAUGUCUGUGAAAUGAUUAUAAGCUUACAAGUCUGGGAAAUGAUUUUUAGCGUACAUAAGAUUCUGGGAAAUGAACUUUUGUGUACAACAAGUUUUGGAAAUUAACUUUAACUUUCAAAUCUGGGAAAUGAACUUAAGCUAUAACAAAAGGUUGGCCUUGUCUAGGAAAUAAACUUAAUGAAACUCUAGUAUCUGUCUUUGUUGUAGGAUAGAAUCAGAGCUUUUAAUUAUGAUAAUCUUAUAAGAAAUGUAUUUCUAAUUAAUUAUCCAAUCUUGUUUUUACAAACUCCACUAUUGUACAUGUCAUCUGGUCUGGUCCAUAGGUAGUUAUUUUUAUAAAUGCUGAUACUAACGUUAUUACAGAAUAGAAAUACAAUUGUUA